UAAAAAAAAUUAAAAGUGCACUUGAAGGAAGUGAGAAUCUCUGCACUGCUGCUGGUACGAACACGAAAGAGGGACCUGCACUCAGGUGUGUGCGCGUGCAUGCACGUCGAGAACGCGCGCACAUGCCUUGAGCUGACUCGAGCAGUGUUCGAUUCGGUGAAGGAGAUCUCAACUUGCCACCGUCGUCGGACUUGCUCGCGUGGAUGCUGGAGCACGACCCGUUCCUGCACAAGGAUGCUGACCCCCAAGACCGCAGAGUCAUCAAAAUAUCGCUGAAACACCGGAUCAUCGAACUUUUAAUGCUUGCAUAUUAAUCUACAGACAGUCGCGUUUAAGUUUGGCGUGCCCAUCAUGUUUAGUUUAAGAGUCACCAGUGCCCUUUUGUGCGCCUGCCUACUACGGUUGUUCUCCGGCAUUAGCGGACAGACGCCGAACUGCCAGGAGGUUCGCGCUGUGUUUCAGACCCUGCACCCGGGAUCCAAGUGGGUCCCUGAAACCGCCGUGUCAGGUGCUGACCUGCAGGUUUGCCAAACCAAAGGCCCAGCCUGCUGUUCCAAAAAGAUGGAGGAGCGCUAUCAGUUUGCCGCUCGCAGCAACAUGGAGUCCGGCCUGCAGGUUGUCAGCGCUCAACUCAAACGUAUUAUCAUCCAGAAUGCUGCCAUUUUUCAAGAGGCUUUUGACUUGGUGCUGCGUCAUGGUCGAAACGCUACACUGGCUAUGCUCAAGUCGGAGUUCCCUGCUCUCGGAGGUGGAGCCCAGAGCUCGGUCGGGCAGCUCUUCCUGGACAUGUCUCUCUACAUCCUGGGCUCAGACUCCACAGUGGAUCACAUGGUGGCAGUGCUCUACGGCCGCCUUUUUCACAUGACAUACCGCCGCUUGCUCGGGGGCAGCGGGUCUUUGUCCGAGGAGUGUGUCAGAGAGGCCUGGAAGGACUCGGGAGCCUUUGGCCCUUAUCCCAAAAUGAUGAUGACUCGUUUGUCCCGCUCCCUCCUUGCAACACGAGUCUUUCUUCAGGCGUUGAACCUGGGCAUCGAGGUUGUCAAUACCACUGACCACCUGAGACCCGGUCGGGACUGUAGCCGAGCCUUGAUGAGACUGUGGUACUGUCCGCACUGUCAAGGCAUGAUUGGGCCGCCAGUCUGCAGAGGCUUCUGCCAAGCAGUGAUGCACAGCUGCCUGGGGGGAGCAGCCGAGGUGCAACCUCACUGGAAGACCUACGUGGACGGAUUGGGGAAGCUGGCAGCGGCCAUGAGCGGCGAGCAGGACAUGGAGGCGGUUGUCCUCAGACUUCCGGCUAUCAUUAAACUGGCUCUCAAACACGCAGUAAAUGCGCGCAGCCGUCUCAGCAGUGUGGUGAGCAGCAUGUGUGGACAAUCUCAGCAGCGGUCCACCCGCUCUGUCGUGUCCCCGCCUUUCAGGCAUCCCGCUGCUUCUGUGGCCCGCAAAACCCAAGCCUCAGAUCCCGAUGAGACCUUAGGAGGCCUCCGCAGGGAGUUCAUUUCCAAUCUGAGAGAAUUCAGCUCCUUCUACAGUGGGCUCGGGGAGUCUCUGUGUAGCCGAGAGCCGGCUCCAGCAAACCAUUCUCUCUGCUGGAAUGGGCAAGAAAUGACAGACAGGUUUUCGCCGCCCAGCCUGAAGCGGUCGGGUUCUGAAUCCCGGAGCAACAAGCCCCUCGAGCCUGUCAUCAGUCAGAUGAUAGACAAACUCAAGCACAUCAACCAGCUGCUGCGGCAUGUAACGGUAUCUGAAAAGCGCUGGAGGGCCCGGACGCGCACAGGUGGCAUUGACGGAUGGAACGACGAAGGCGAAGAGGGAUUUCAAAGCGGCGACUGUGAUGAUGAGGACGAAUGCACUGGCGUGUCUGGCCUGGGACCACCCCCGCGACGCAAACGGUUACGCGUCUUUGCAGACCUUGCUGAUAACCUGGCUAUGGAUGACUUCACCUUCCAGGAGCAGCUUUUGACCCCUCGGUUGGCCACAGCUGGAGUUGGAGAUGUCUCUUCACCUGGGAUUGCACUGCAGAGCGUCUACCUAGUCUUGAUGGUGCUGGUCAGUCUGUGUUUCCUUCUUCUGUCUCAGCACUGAGCGUCUGCCCUGCGAGCUCACUUGCACGCAUUGCAAACUCUAUAGAACAAGAGAAACUUAUUCUUCCAGAGGCACGGUUCCGAUAAGAUUUAAGCAUCAGACAAGGCUCCAUUCUCUUGAACUUUGGAUUGUUUUUUAAAGCACAACUGAUGAACUCAGUAUGGUAUGUAAAUAAGAAGUUCAUUCUCUGCCUCUCCCACGAUUACCAAAUGAGAGUCCUGCAGCAUCCCCACUCUAAUUCUGAUGUCCCCACUCUGAUUCUGAUGUCCAAGUCUUCUCUUUUUACUGAACAUUGUCAUUGACUGGCAAGUGAAGAUGGGAGUUCUGUCGUUAAACCUUUCUUUUAAUGCUCCCUGUCCUUGUCUGCACUGAAUUACCUCCCGCCUUACCUCCCACAAGAUGUCACCCACAGAAGUUAUGUCCUCGAGGGAGCCAAAUAAUUUUAGACUGGUUGCUCUUACCGGCUCGCCACAAAAGGAGUUGAGGCCUGAGAGUAUAUGUACAAACUGUGUAAAUUUGUCUUUGUUGGUUCCAUGUUUUCAAAAUAUGUUCGUUUCCAAUAUUAACAUACUGUAUUUAUUUCAUAAGCCACCGA
Syngnathus acus (greater pipefish) is the source of this 2680-nucleotide messenger RNA. RefSeq names its product glypican 3 (gene gpc3). The coding region runs from base 352 to 2085 and encodes 577 amino acids. The record is from RefSeq and is a predicted model, not a curated record. Gene Ontology annotation, biological process: cell migration; positive regulation of canonical Wnt signaling pathway; regulation of protein localization to membrane. Lineage: Eukaryota; Metazoa; Chordata; Actinopteri; Syngnathiformes; Syngnathidae. Gene Ontology annotation, cellular component: cell surface; extracellular region; plasma membrane. The transcript has 8 exons.